AUGGCACAACUAUCACCUCGUAUCGAGGCACGUCAUCCUGAUUUUUCAGGUCGUUUUCGUCAUUCAGAAGAAUUUCUGAAUAAGUCACCACCAGAUGAUGGCUCAAUUCGUCGUUUUCAUCGGAAUCCCAAAGACGACAACCUCACCACUUCCCUGAAUCAUCUGAAAAUGGUUGCCCGUGUAACGAAUGGAAUCUACCUCCAAAAUGGACUCACCUCUGGAACCAUCCCCGCCGACAAACUGAUCUCCGAACUCCUUCGCUUUGGCUCCGUCACCACCACUCAAAUUGCUGCCAUCGACAGUUCGAAGAUUCAGAAGGCUGUCGACACGAUGAAAAGUCUUCCGACCACUCUGAAACCGUCUACAAAAGUGGCAAACGUUGAAAAAACUCUGGAUUUAUUCAAAAAAAUCCUGGAUGAUAAUAAUGGGAUCACUGAUUUGAAAGUGAGACCGAGGAUGAACGAUUUCAAUGCGUUGCUCACGGAACUGUCGACGAAUGGAGUCCAAAUGGGAGCAAUUGGGGAUGUAAUCAGCAAUGUUGAAUUCAACUGGAAAUCACCUCUCACGGGGACCAACAACAAACUCGAUGAAAAAACGGCCGACGUUCACUUCACAAGUGCAAAGCAAGCGCUAGAGGCGUUCAAGUCAUCUGGCGCCAAAUUGAAAGUGAUGCCUUCCCUCUGGACCUCUAAAAAGUUUAGCUCGGCUGAAGAUGGAAUCCAGGAAGAUAUCCGGAUUUUGAGCUCUCUGAACACGCUGAAAUCCGCCUUCACCGAUCUCACACGAAAACAAGAUGAAUGGUCAGAAUACUCUGGAUUCAUUGAUGGGUUCUUGACAACUGUGGCUUCAUUGAAACCAGCACAGUCAGAUGUUGAGAAUGUGAAGACUGUCUUGGAAGCAUAUCAGCUGGAGAGUAGAAAACGAUCACUGGAAUACAUUUCUGGAUUUUCAAACGGGCCUUCUGACAUGGGACAGAUCUCGGUCGAUUUAACGGAUCAAUGGAUGAAAGAUGUGGUGAAGUCAGAUCGACUAAGUAUUGCAAUGAACGGGUUGAAGAGUUUGGAGGUUAUGGCAAAAAAAGUUGAAGAUGUGUUGAAGGCGCCUAACCUCAGAUCGGAAAUUGAUUUUAUGUCUGAGAACUUCAAUUCAAUCAAGCAAUUGGCUUCUCAGGAAAAAAACCUCAAAUCAGGCAUCCAAGAGGCUCAGACUUGCUCGCUCACUUCGUACACAGCUGUCACCGCGACUCAUGUCACUGACCUACAAACCGUUCUGAAGGGAAUCGACGACAAAAUCGCGGCUAUCGAGAAACUGGUUGCUCCUCUCAUCGAGGCUGUCACGGCUCCCGGAUUGGCUGAACUCUGCGAUGUAUUCAUCAAAAUAUGUGAAAGUGGGAAGCUGGCAGAUGUCGACGAGUUUCGGAACCACGAGAAAUUCCCGACACUGAAGAAAGCAGUUGAGAAAAUCAACGAGGUUGCAACGAAGAUUGGUAAUGUUGAGAAACCAACCACUAUCAAAGAAGAUGCAGCGACUGCUAUCAAUAAGCUGACCAAUUUGGCACUAUUCCACACAGAACUCGAUAAUUAUGCUCAAUUUUUCGGUUGUCUACAGACUAAAAAAGGAGUCAAACUGCUCAUCGCCGCUCAUGACAGAAUCAAAACAAUCCGGUCGUUUGAUCAAAAGACGUCGAAUUCUCUCAACAAUGGUUUGGAAGUGAUGAAGAAGGUGGCCGGGACGUCGGAGGACUUGAAGAAGUUGAAAAAGUCAAUUGAUGGCAUGAAAGGAGUCACGAAUGCAGAGAUUGACGGGUUGAAGGCUCUCCCGGAUCCAGGGAAACACUCGAAAACCAUCGGAUCAGCGGUUCAAGGUGUCUCCAAUAUGAAGAAUGCGCUGGAGAAAAAGUCAGACUUGGAUUCUCUCGUUGGUGGUCUGGAUGUGGUGAAGAAGUAUCAGAGCAAGAUGAAGCAAAAGGAGCUGGAUUCUCUGAUGAAGCUGAAGCCCACUUUUGAUUCCAUGUACAAGUCGCUGACCACUUUUGAGUCAUCUGUCACGGCUCCGAAGACUACAACAACGCUGGCGGAUCAAUCUGAGAUAUUUGCCAAGGCUAAAAGUGUCACUGGAGUCUCGGUGGAUCUUCAGAAGAUUGCGGAUAGUGUGAAGGUGUUGAAGGAGCAAGUGGAUGAUGUGGAGGAUAAGCAGAAGUUGGAGAACUUGGAGACAUCGAUCCGGAUGGCUGACUCGAUGGGUCUAGAGUUUUCUGGUUAUUCUAAAAGUUUUGAUGGAUCCAAGGCCACUCUCGCUGCUUUGGAUAGUUUCUUUGGUGGUUAUACGAAGAAAGUGAUGGAGGCGACGUCGGGGAUGAAGGGAAAGGAGGAGAAACCAAUGGACUUGACGCUCCUCAUAAUCGCCGCCGGAAUUCUCCUUGUGACACUUGGCUCCAUCGUUCUCAUCAAUUUCGUCUGGUACAAACUCUCCUUCUACUCGUACUCCUCGACAUUCCCAUGCUUCUUCCCACAACCAAACUACUGGAAACCGCAGCUCGCCUUCUUCAGUCUCGCCGUGCACCGAUUGACGACUACGGUGAAUUCAGACUACAAACUAUAUAAGCAUGUGGAGACUAGUGAAAGUGAUAGCAAGGAGGAUCCUGUAGUGAAUGAUCUUGUACGAAAGUGCAAUGGUCUCAGAAUCUACUUUGACAAAUUGUAUAAAGAGGAUACAAAGAGAGCCAACGACACGGUGGAUACGAAAGAUUUUGGAUUGGUUGAGGAUCGGCCGAUUACUUAUUCUGAUGAGAAAGUGGUCCUGACGGCUAGGGAUGUGGAUCCACCGGAAGAUGCCGAAAAGGCUCCUGCCAACAAGACCAAGACACCUCAGGAAGUGGAUGCUAAGGGCAAGACACCGGCGGAUGGGAAGGCGAAGGUCGCCGCCACGGCUACCGACGAGAAGAAGAAGGACAGAAAGACAGGCGGCGCUGACGUGAAGACAUCUCAGACUACUUCUCAAGUUACUAGUAAAACUGAAGCGACUAGCAAGAAUUCUAAAGUUAAGAGCACAAUCUCCAAGGUCCAGAAGAACAAGACGACGACUAAAGGCAAUGCUUCCCAGAAACCGACCCCAAAGGCUCAACCACAACAACCGGAGGAACCGACUGAAAAACCGAUCGAUUGGAAAGAUUGCAGAGACAUCCAAAAGUACAUCAAGUCAACUCGCCCAAUCCUUACUGGAUACGGAAACCGAUUCAAUAAUGAUUUCAUCGCCGCGAGCCACUUCAAACUACCGUACCGUAAAGAUUGGUAUCUUUGUGAGUCGCCGCAAACGGAGUCUAAGAGAACACACUCAACGAUCGGCAAGUUUUGGUGGAUGGUGAAACAGAAGAAGGCCAGAAUGAUUGUGAUGUUCGCUGAGACUGAGUUUGCCAGAAAAGAUUGCUCCAAAUACUUCCCCCUUGAAGAAGGAGUCGAAGAGUCAUUUGGUGGUGACUUGAAAGUGAAGUGUCUCAAAAUCGGAAAAGAUAAGCACGGCGUGGAAUAUCGUAAGCUCUCGGCAAGAUUUGGAUCUGAAAAACGGUUCACAGUGACUCAUUAUUGGUUCACCACCUGGAUUCGUCAACUCAGAACUCCUGAGAGACAAAAAGAUUUGGUCAAGAUUCUGAAAACUGCGCUCAGUCAACGCUAUCCGGUUGUGGUUCAUUGUCCGUCGGGCGCUGUUGAGACGUCAAUGUUUGCACUCGCCGGUCACAUGAUCUGCAAUAUCUACAAAAAGAAGACGAUGGACUUCCAGGCCUCGCUCAUCGCAUUGCGCUCGUCUUGCUACUAUGCGCUUUGCGAUAGUGAAGACUACGCGUGUGUCGGAAUAUUGAUUAUGGAAUUUUUCGCUGAGGGAAUCGACAUCGAGAAAAUUGGUGAUGAGGAGUUGAAGAAGAGGUAUUUGGAAGUGCAGAAGUUUUGGAUGAAAUGGCCAGUAACCUUGAGCCGUUCAGAAAAAUAUAAUUACGUUCCCAAGUAUGCUGCUCGCGAAGCACCUCCAUUCGAUCCGACGGAGUAUCAUAGCGGAUCGGAUAAAGAUGAGGAUUGA
Messenger RNA from Caenorhabditis remanei, 4071 nucleotides. RefSeq lists its product as uncharacterized. Gene Ontology annotation, biological process: protein dephosphorylation. The coding region runs from base 1 to 4071 and encodes 1356 amino acids. Gene Ontology annotation, molecular function: protein tyrosine phosphatase activity. The transcript has 10 exons. The record is from RefSeq and is a predicted model, not a curated record. NCBI's taxonomy places the organism in Eukaryota, Metazoa, Nematoda, Chromadorea, Rhabditida, Rhabditidae.